Molecule: messenger RNA, 1197 nt
Organism: Tricharina praecox
Lineage: Eukaryota; Fungi; Ascomycota; Pezizomycetes; Pezizales; Pyronemataceae
Exons: 1
Coding region: 1-1197 (398 amino acids)
Biological process (GO): regulation of transcription by RNA polymerase II
Molecular function (GO): RNA polymerase II cis-regulatory region sequence-specific DNA binding; DNA-binding transcription factor activity, RNA polymerase II-specific
Source: RefSeq, a predicted model, not a curated record
AUGCCGGCCAUGUCGGAGCAAUCGCAAACCACCACCUCGGAGACUCCUUCGGGCUUCUUCAAUUCCGCUUUCAUGGAGAUCGAGUCGUACUUUGACUUUCCCGCCGGUGACUCGAAGGGCGGACCGGAAACAUCAAUGCCGGAUUCCUCGUUCCGUUCCCCGCGAUUGACGCCCUUAGCUUCUCCCUCGCUGGACCGACAGCUUUCCCCCACGAGCGCAGACGUAUGGCGGGGCCUCCGUGACUCGCCAGCUCUCGGUGGCUACACAUCCUCGUUCGUGCCCCCUCCGCUCUCGAUGAGCACCACCUCGGUGGCGGAGUCGCAGCAGGCGUCUCGAGCACAGCAAGACGGAAUCGCACCGAUACAGAUCACGAGCUCGUUCGUGGGCCAGCCAUCACCGCCGGACUCUUCCGGGGACGAGCCGGAUAAGUACGGGCCACCCGGUGAUAUCUCACCACUGGAUAGCCUGAUCUCCCACAUGCCCAACGAUUCCACACGCACAAUUCACGGUCAGGUCACUCCGCCGGAGGACUACCACAAAUCCCCCACGCUCUCACACAUCUCCUCGCUCAUCCUCCCCACACGUCUGAUGUCCCCCGAAGGCUCCCCGGAGCUGUCCCCGCGCACCUCUCCCGCGCACCAGCGGCGUACAUCGAGCAACUACUCGGGGGAAGGCUCACAGGACGGUGGAGGUGGUGAUGGUGGUGGACCGAGUAAACGCCGCCGCUCCUCGACGCAAUCGGUGCGCAAAUCGCGCAAGAAUUCCACCAGCGAGGAAGCACCCGAGGUGCAGGAAGCGAAGCGUCGGCGGUUCCUGGAGCGCAACCGCGUAGCGGCCAGCAAGUGCAGACAGAAGAAGAAGGCGUGGAUGCAAGACCUCGAGAGCGACGCGCGCGACGCGCAAAACACCAGCAAGCAGUUGAAAGCCUGCGUCGGGAUGCUGAAGGAGGAGGUCCUCCAGCUCAAGAACGAACUGCUGAAACACAACACCUGCGAGUGUCUGCAGAUCCGACAGUAUCUCAGCAACGAGGCGAUCCGGCUUGCAGAUGGGCCGCUGGGAAGGAGCGCGAGGGCGAGUAAUGCAUCGAGUUACUCUUACACCUCCCAGUCUUCGGCGGAUAUACCCGAGUGCAAGAUCCACCCCGCGCUCCAGGACGGCGGAGAAUAUGACCUGGAGAUGCUCAAGAGCGCGCCAUAA